Messenger RNA from Macadamia integrifolia, 1196 nucleotides. RefSeq names its product rho GTPase-activating protein gacY-like. The record is from RefSeq and is a predicted model, not a curated record. Lineage: Eukaryota; Viridiplantae; Streptophyta; Magnoliopsida; Proteales; Proteaceae. Bases 165 to 956 code for a protein of 263 amino acids. The transcript has 8 exons.
GACUACUUCCACUUUACUUCCCCCGGGAUAAACAUGAGGAAGAAGUUGCAGUGUCGAAGCUUCCUGCGGAUGUUGGGGAUGAGAAUGGUGAGACAAUAUUAGAUGAACGGAAAAUCAGAAUCAAACCUUUGCCUGCUGUAACUAGUACAGCUCCUAAACCCCCCAUGGAUGUAGCAGAUCUUCCUGUCAGUGGUGUUGGAUUGACAAUGAGACGGAAUUCAUCAUAUUUGCAAUCCUAUCUGGAUCCUGCAUUUAUGUCCCUGAUGAAAGAUCCUGAUCAGAGGCGCAAGGAGCAGUGGGAGAAAGCUGCUCAAGCACAGAGCAGUUUUAAUUGUGCUAAAUUGCUUGGGUUUGGUGAUCUUGGUGGCCCUCCUUUGUCUGCUGCUGAAGAAUAUUCACUUCAUUCUAGAUACCUCGCUAAAGCAAAUUCUCUUAAUCUUUCUGAAAUUGCAGAAAUGAAGAUUGUAUAUCGUGGUGGUGUAGACAGUGAGGGGCGUCCUGUAAUGGUUGUUGUGGGCGCUCAUUUUCUGCUUCGUUGUCUUGAUCUAGAGCGGUUUGUGCUUUACAUAGUAAAGGAGUUUGAGCCCAUAAUACAGAAGCCUUACACUAUUGUUUACUUCCACUCUGCAGCGUCCUUACAAGUUCAACCAGACCUGGGGUGGAUGAGGAGAAUGCAACAAAUUCUUGGUCGGAAGCACCAGCGAAACCUGCAUGCAAUAUAUGUACUUCAUCCAACGUUUGGAUUGAAGGCAGCAAUUCUUGCUCUGCAAUUGUUUGUAGAUGCUGUGGUGUGGAAGAAAGUUGUAUAUGUCGAUCGACUUCUGCAGCUAUUCAGAUACGUUCCUCGUGAGCAGUUGACCAUCCCUGAUUUUGUGUUCCAGCAUGACCUUGAAGUCAAUGGAGGAAAGGGUCUUAUUGUGGACCCUAGAACAAAAUACAUAUAUCAGCGACCAUAGAGAUGUCAUUCACACUGCAUAAGCAGGCAAUCAAGUGGUUUAAGCCGAGCAUGAUCUGAAUUUCAGUUAUUCGCUCUCCUCUGUAGUUUUUUUUUUUUUUUUUUAAAUUUAAUGUUCUUUAAAAUUUCAUAAAAUGGAAUAAAUGCCUUUUCGUUUCUGUAUACUAGGUGAUUCCCUCAUCCCCCAAACCUUAGGUACGAGGAUGGUUGAAGGCUGAAGGUUGAAGAUUGGUUUUUCUGA